UUUAAUUGAAUUGUCAAAUCUGGGCAAAAUGGCGUUCAGCUUCCCUGCAUUUUCGUAUAUUAUAGCGCUAAUUGUCGAUGCAUUCCUUAUAUUUUUCUCCAUAUUCCAUGUUAUAGCGUUUGAUGAAUUGAAGACAGAUUAUAAAAAUCCAAUAGAUCAGUGUAACAGUCUUAACCCCCUUGUCCUACCGGAGUAUUUGUUGCAUUUAUUUAUAAAUGUACUCUUCCUGUUGUCUGGAGAAUGGUUCUCCUUGUUGAUAAACGUGCCAUUGAUUUUAUAUCAUAUACACAGAUACCGAACGCGACCAGUGAUGUCAGGACCUGGCCUGUAUGACCCUACAAGCAUAAUGAAUGCAGAUGUCUUAACAGUCUGCCAACGAGAAGGCUGGAUCAAGCUUGCUUUUUAUCUUCUCUCAUUCUUUUUAUACCUAUAUGGAAUGAUCGUGGUGUUGAUUGCCGCAUAAUUUCCCCGUUAUUAUCUCCGGUAUAAGUCAUAAUUUAUUGUUAAAGUGUCCGAGAUGCUGCGAGUGUCAAUCGAACAAGUGGAAUGUUUAGUGUUUACGAUUUUAUGUGAUCACAUAGUAUUUUGAUAAUAAAUUUCUUAAUUAAUUUA
Pectinophora gossypiella (pink bollworm) is the source of this 612-nucleotide messenger RNA. It is a transcript of the gene cni, whose product is annotated as protein cornichon. The transcript is spliced from 4 exons. NCBI's taxonomy places the organism in Eukaryota, Metazoa, Arthropoda, Insecta, Lepidoptera, Gelechiidae. Gene Ontology annotation, cellular component: COPII-coated ER to Golgi transport vesicle; endoplasmic reticulum membrane. The coding region runs from base 29 to 463 and encodes 144 amino acids. The record is from RefSeq and is a predicted model, not a curated record. Gene Ontology annotation, biological process: endoplasmic reticulum to Golgi vesicle-mediated transport.